UGGACCGGGCUCUGAGCGAAGGCGGGAGGCGGAGCCAGGGGAUAGGAAGAGCUGCGCGCUUGGUAGCUGUUCCCGGGCAUGCUCCGCUGGGCCCGCGCCUGGAGGCUCCCCCUUAGGGGGCUCGGUCCCUCCAGUCUCAGCGCCUCCAGGGUGCCCCUCGCACCCAGCAGCAGUGGCCGAAGCGGCACCGAGAGGAGGUCGGUGCUGCUUUCCUACAGACUUCUGGACGGAGAGGCGGCCCGCCCGGCCCUCGUGUUUCUGCACGGGCUCUUCGGCUCCAAAACCAACUUCAACUCCAUCGCUAAGGCCCUGGCCCAGCAGACUGGCCGGAGGGUGCUAACAGUGGAUGCUCGGAACCAUGGUGACAGCCCCCACAGCCCAGACAUGAGCUAUGAGGCCAUGAGCCAAGACGUGCAGGAUCUCCUGACCCAGCUGGGCCUAGUGCCCUGUGUCCUCGUUGGCCACAGCAUGGGAGGCAGGACAGCCAUGCUGCUGGCACUCCAGAGGCCAGAGCUGGUGGAACGCCUGAUUGCUGUGGACAUCAGCCCAGUGGAGACCACAUCCAACUCAGACUUCCCAUCCUACAUGGCAGCCAUGAGGGCUGUAGACGUCCCAGAUGACAUGUCCCGCUCCUCUGCCCGAAAACUGGCCGAUCAGCAGCUCAGCACUGUUAUCCAAGACACAGCCGUGCGUCAGUUCCUGCUCACCAACCUGGUGGAGGUGGAUGGGCGCUUCGUCUGGAGGGUGAACUUGGAAGCAUUGGCCCAGCACGUGGACAAGAUCUUGGCUUUCCCACCACGACAAGAAUCUUACCCUGGGCCAACCCUCUUCCUCCUGGGUGGAAACUCUCAAUAUGUGCAUCCCAGCCACCAUUCUGAGAUCAGGCGGCUCUUCCCUCAAGCCCAGAUGCAGACUGUGCCCAAUGCUGGCCACUGGAUCCAUGCUGACUGCCCGCAGGACUUCAUGGCUGCCAUCCGAGGCUUCCUAGCCUAAGAGUUGCUGGCAAGACGAGGCAGGAAGCCCUAGGCUUCAAGGCCCUGCAGCCUGUUCCAUGUUUCCGCACAAAAGGACUCAGGCACUGAGAGAGCAUGAGGGUGCAAAGGGUCAGACCUCAAGUUUUAAUGAAUAAAGACACUGCUCCCAA
Molecule: messenger RNA, 1144 nt
Organism: Neofelis nebulosa (Clouded leopard)
Lineage: Eukaryota; Metazoa; Chordata; Mammalia; Carnivora; Felidae
Gene: ABHD11
Product: abhydrolase domain containing 11
Exons: 6
Coding region: 79-993 (304 amino acids)
Cellular component (GO): mitochondrion
Source: RefSeq, a predicted model, not a curated record